Messenger RNA from Homarus americanus (American lobster), 2958 nucleotides. RefSeq names its product protein scarlet-like (gene st). NCBI's taxonomy places the organism in Eukaryota, Metazoa, Arthropoda, Malacostraca, Decapoda, Nephropidae. Bases 571 to 2712 code for a protein of 713 amino acids. Gene Ontology annotation, cellular component: plasma membrane. Gene Ontology annotation, molecular function: ATP binding; ABC-type transporter activity; ATP hydrolysis activity. The transcript is spliced from 14 exons. The record is from RefSeq and is a predicted model, not a curated record.
CAGCGUAAACUUCAACCUAGGUGUAGUAAUAGAUGUUUCAACUCGUGUGAGGUGUCAAUGUUGUAUGUUAAGGCAGGACAGUGUCGUGCAGGAAUGUCCGAUGGCUUGUGUUAGGGCAUGUCUCAGUCACUUGUUGAAAUUUACAGUAGGGAGGAGGCCUGGGCUAUACCGCAGGUAAGGCCGGGUAGGGGGUCGAAUUACAAGGCCAGACGCGACCGCUGCUACUAAGACAGUUCAGUUCAGUCGUUAGCCACGACCGCCACGCCACGCCACGCCACGCCACGCCCGUCACAGAUGAAGUACUAUGCGAGGAGAUGGUGUUGAAGACUUGUGAGGAGGAGCGUGAGUGAUUGGGGGAGAGAGCGACAGUAGUGUGUGUGUUUUGUGGUGACCAGCACCCGCCUCACACCGCCGCCGCUAGCCACACACUACGCUCCCCUGACCCGCUUGUCCUGACCCAGAAUGACUUUAGAUGAAGAUUUUAGUGUUGCACAGUUUGAGUGACGAUUUCAUGUGUUUGGUGGAGACUGGAGUACUUCAGCCACUCAGAGUUUACCGCCACUCAAAGCCAUGAGUGACGGGGGCAGUGACCUCAGCAACGAUGACGUGCGUCACCGUCGUAAGUCCCUCCCGACGGAGGAGUUUGGUAUGGCUGGAAAUCCUAAUCCUCUGGGUGUGCCCUUCUUCAGGAACCUGCCCAUGAUGGGACUGGACCAGCAGGAGGAAAGGGCUUCUCUCCUGGGCUCAGGGCAGUAUGUCUACCAGUCCUCAGGCUCCGAUACCUACUCCAGCGACUUCCUCAGGGAGGGCGCCGACGAUGGCUUGGCCAAGCAGUCAGGGCUCGGGUACGGGACCUGGAAGGCGUCUGAAGAGGGCAUCACCCUGACCUGGCGUGACCUGAGUGUAUACGUCCCUCAGAAGAGAGGAUGGUUCAAGGGCACCCACGAGCAGCGGCCCUUCAAACGAGUCCUUAACAACGUGUCUGGUGCUGUCCGUCCAGGCAGUCUGGUAGCGUUAAUGGGCUCUAGUGGAGCGGGCAAGUCAACCCUGAUGAACGCCCUGGCCCACCGCACCCCGGGGGGCGUGAUCGUGGACGGGGACAUCUUGGUCAACAGCCGCCGCGUCAGCAGGUCAAUGACGUCCCUGGCAGGUUACGUGCACCAGGAUGAUCUCUUCGUCGGCUCCCUCACCGUAAAGGAGCACCUCACCUUCAUGACUCGGUUAAGGAUGGACCGUCGGCGGAGCAACAAGCAGCGAUUGGCGCGGGUGAUGGAGCUGAUGAAGGAGCUUGGCUUACUGAAGGCCCAGAACACACGUAUAGGCGUCCCCGGCCACGACAAGUCCCUCUCUGGUGGGGAGCGUAAGAGACUUGCUUUCGCCACAGAGAUCUUGACAGACCCGCCGUUGCUGUUCUGUGACGAGCCAACUACAGGACUGGACUCGUACAAUGCCAGGAAGUUAGUCCGGAUUAUGAAGGAUAUGGGCACCCGCGGCAAGACCAUCCUGUGUACCAUCCACCAGCCAUCGUCUGAGGUAUUCGCCAUGUUUGACAAGCUGCUGUUGCUGGCUGAAGGUCGUGUUGCCUACAUGGGCUCCUCCUCGGGAGCUCUUGAGUUCCUCGACAGCCUAGGCCACAAGUGUCCAGCGACUUUCAACCCCGCUGACUACUACAUCCACACGCUGGCGGUGCUGCCCGGCCACGAACACCGCUCCAGGGAACGUAUCAAGAGGAUCUGCGACAACUUUGCCGUCUCAGCCUACUGUAAGGACAUAGACAUCACCAUACAGUACCAGGACAACAUGUGCAUCUCCAAUUCUGACUCUGGUGGCAGUCAUCAGGACGACGGCUUCUCCAGGAACAUCCCACAGAAGCCCGGGUGGGUGGUGCAGCUGUGGUGGUUAACAUGGCGCUCACUCGUUGACUCCUACAGGAACCCUGCCAUCCACUCUAUCAGGAUAUUGCAGAAGAUCCUUAUUGCCUUCUUGGUGGGAGUCUGUUACACAAAUGUCAAGCUGAACCAGGCGGGCAUCCAGGACAUAGAAGGUGUCCUCUUCAUCUUCAUCACCGAGAACACAUUUCCUUCCCUUUAUGGAGUUCUUAACAUCUUCCCCCAAGAGAUGCCGCUCUUCCUCAGGGAGUACAAGAAUGGCAUUUAUCGGGCAGACACUUACUACCUGGCCAAGAUGAUUGCCCUCAUUCCAGGUUUUGUGGUUGACCCGGUGGUGUUCUGCCUCAUUUGCUACUGGAUGGUGGGGCUUCAGCGCCAUGCAUACCACUUCUUUAUGACGGUCCUUGUCACCAUCUUCACAGCCAACACUGCUUCAGCUUGUGGUUCAAUGUUCUCAGCCAUGUUUGAGAGCAUACCCUACAUUAUGCUGUUCCUCAUACCUUUUGAUGUGGUGCUUCUCAUCUCCGGUGGCCUCUUCAUUAACCUCUCAACAAUGCCUUGGUUUAUUGGAUGGGUCAAAUACCUCUCCUGGUUCAUGUACAGCAAUGAAGCUCUGACCAUUACACAGUGGGCCGACGUAAAAAACAUUACUUGUGAAAUGCCACCCGGUGUCCCCUGUAUCAAGAACGGUCAACAGGUGAUACAAGAAUAUGCCUUUAAAGCUUCACAUCUUUCAUAUGACUUUGCACUGUUGGCGCUUCUCUACACAGGCUUCCACGUACUCGGUUUUAUUGGUUUGUACUUGAGAGCGAGGAAAAAGUAGAAAAUAAAGAAGACUUAAUAUUUAGAUUUAUAAAAACAUGCUCAAUGUUAUUUCAUCUCUGUUAAAGAAGUUUAUAAGCAUCAGUAAAGCACCAACCAUCACCAUCAAGUACAGUAUUAAGAGUUAUUAAUUUUUAUUAUAGAAAUGAGUGCUUUAAUUUAUACAACAGUUUUUGUGUUCUAGUACAGUAUGUUGUCUUCGUAUACAUUCAUAUUUUUGAAAAAUAAACAAAAAUGUAAAGUCUUG